UAACACAUGCCUCUUAACGUCGACUUACAACAUUCUGGAUUCAUGGUGCUCUGAGUGCGGUUUGAGGCACUCCCUGUGCUCAAACAUACAAUAAACACACAGGACACUUCAGGAGAGCUGCUCCAAGUCCCGACAUGCCGAACUCCACAUCCGGUGAUCCCGGUUUGACGGUUUCGGAUCCGCAGCACUCCCAGAAGCUCCUCGCCGUCCUCCGGACCUUCUGGCAGGAGCAAAGCUUCCACGACGCGCUGCUGGUGGUGGAUGGAGAGGAGCUCCCGGUGCAGAAGAACAUCCUGGCGGCAGCCAGCCCCUACAUCAGAACCAAGCUGAACUACAAUCCUCCUAAAGAAGAUGGGUCAACCUACAGAAUUGAACUGCAGGGAGUCUCCAUGGCCAUCAUGAAGCAGAUCCUGGACUACAUCUUCAGCGGGGAGAUCCGCCUGAGCGAGGAAACCAUCCAGGACAUGGUGCAGGCGUCCGACCUGCUCCUCAUGACCGACCUGAAGUCGCUCUGCUGCCAGUUCUUGGAGAGCUGCAUCACGGCGGAGAACUGCAUCGGCAUCCGCCUCUUCUCGCUGCAUUACUGCCUGCUGCACGUCCACCACAUCGCCACGGAGUUCCUGCAGACUCACUUCCGCGACGUGGCGCUCACCGAGGAGUUCCGGGAGCUGCCCCACGACCGGCUGUGCGAGCUGCUGAGCAUGGAGAAGCUCAACGUGGGCAACGAGAAGCACGUGCUGGAGGCUGCGGUGCGGUGGUUCAGCAACGACCCGGACAACCGCAGGUGUCACAUGAAGGAAGUGAUAUCGGCCGUGUGGACGCAGGGCCUGGACCAGAGCUACCUGAGAGACCAGACCAUGGGAGAGCCGCUGAUGAGGGAGGUGAUCAGGGAGUUCUGCUACAAGGUUCUGACGGAGGAGCCGCCGCAGGGCGAGGCCAUGCUGACCGCCUUCAAACCCCGAGGUUACUCUGAGUGUAUCGUCCUUGCAGGAGGAGAAGAUCGGAGAACCAAGAAGCCGACGGCUGAGACCCGCUGCAUGUGCCCGCUGUACGACACCAACAGGCAGAAGUGGAUCGUUCUGGAGCCGAUGAGCACGGCCCGACUCGGCCACGGCGUGGUCGCCGCCGAGGGGUUCCUCUUCGUGUUGGGGGGUAUGGAUGAAAACAACACGGUCCUGGACACUGGAGAGAAAUACGACCCUGACUCCAACUCCUGGAGCCCCAUCCCUCCCAUGAUGCAGCCACGGCAGAACUUCGGCGCGGUAGAGUUAGACGGGCUGAUCUACGUCCUGGGAGGGGAAACCGAAGACACAGCGCUGACCACGGUGGAGGUGUUCGACCCCCAUUUCAGCACCUGGAAGAUGCAGACGAGCAUGACGAUGGUCCGGAAGGUGGGCUGCUAUGCCUCCAUGAACAAGAAGAUCUACGCCAUCGGCGGGGGCUCCUACGGGAAACUCUUCGACUCCGUUGAAAGCUUUGACCCAAAAACCCAACAGUGGACGGGCCUGUGUCCCCUGAAGGAGCGACGGUUCGGUUCUGUGGCCUGCGGUGUCGGCCAGGAGCUCUACGUGUUCGGCGGAGUCAGAAGCCAAGAGAGCGAGAACCCCGAGCAGAGACAGAUGAUGACCUGCAAGUCUGAGUUCUACCACGACGAGAUGAGAAGGUGGAUGUUCCUAGACGACCAGAACCUGUGCAUCCCGGCCAGCUCGUCCUUCGUCUACGGCGCCGUUCCGAUCGGGGCCAGCGUCUACGUGGUGGGAGACCUGGACACGGGAACGAGCUUCGACUACGUCCGAGAGUUUCGGCGCAGCACGGGGACGUGGCACCGGACCAGGCCCAUGUUAGCCACGGAUCUCUCCAAAACGGCCUGCGCCGCCCUGCGCAUCGCCAACUGUCGCCUGUUCCGCCUGCAGCUGAACCAGGGCAUGUUCCAAGUCAGGCUGUCGGCAACCUGAUUGGGUCGGCACCCCGGGUCAGCAGCCUCCGCGUCCUCGGCUCACUGCUGCCCCCUACCUCCAGAUCGGGGUUGGGCCGUGCAACGACACUUUUAUUCUGUAGAUUUGGGGGGAUUGUUGAUCUGUACUGUUGACCGGAGGGUGGGGGGGUACUCAUCAAAAGAUGUUUUUCAUGGUAAAGGGUUUUUUUUUUUUUUUUUUGGUAGGAAUUUUCAAAUAUUUUCUAUUUAACUGGGGACGUAAACCUUCUGUUUUUCUUUUAAAGGUCAUUUGUUUUAUGUUUAGUGAUGGCUGGCGGAGAGAUUGAACACUAAUAUAAUCUAUGAAAUUUUGAUGCACGCUUAAUGUAGAGGACAUCCGUUAGAACUGUGUCCUGCAGCGCAGUAUGUCUUUUAUGAUUUAAGCGAUAUUCCUAAAACUAUCUCCUCAUAUUUGAUGAUUAAGUUUAAUAAUCGCACACACGGUAAGAUUUGCUCUGGUUGUGGCUAAUUUCAGGAUUCUAGCUGGGACAGCUUUAUAAAAGCUUGUUAAAGCAGGAUCUAAGGCAAUUUAAGGACUGUGAUAGUAUUUAUUUUUAUAGAAGACAUUUUUAAUUGAUGCCUUUUAAGCAGCUUCACUCCAAAAGUCCAACCAGAGACGGAGGCCCAAAUAAAGGCUCCAACAAACGGCCACUGGUUGUGUAUCAGAAACAUGCUUGACCCGUGAGUGUCGGACCCGAUUGUGGCCACACACGUACAUUUUUAUGCAUCUACAGAAUUUUAGAAAGGAGAUCUGAAAUAUUAAAUGGUGUUUUCUCUUCACUUAGGGACAAAUUAACAACAAACUGUAAGUCGUACAGCAGCAGCAGACACACUUUAGACAAAAACACCUACGUUUCCAUGUAUAAACAGCAGACAAUCAAAUACAUACUGAAUAUUAUGCAGGGUCAGACUUCAGCCUGGCCUGAUUUUAACAAGUAAAAACUUGUCUUUUUUUAAAUAAUUAUGCAGCUUUUUAGUCUCUAAUCUAUUUUCUUUCUCGUCUGAGCUGCUGCUUUUGAACAGUUUUGUGAUUUAAGCACCAAUCUUUAUUGUACCGGUUAAAUUUAACAAAGGAUUAAAUUAAAAUCUGCAGAAAGAUGCUAGUUGCUUGAAAUAAAUCUAGAAAUUGGAGUCCUGUAGGAAAGACAUUGAUUCGUAGAAUAUAGUAGUAAAAAAAAAUAGUAACUGUAGUGAUUUCCGUUUUUAAUGAGAAAGUUGAGCAAAUAUGAACAACAGUUUCUCCACAUAUUGCAUCAGGAUAAUUAUCCGAUUGUGGUGCAGAUGGAGGGUGAUGUUUAUUUCGUGCUUUAGCGCGUUGUCUCUGUUGAUCUUUCAGAGUCGGCGCGUCGGGAACAUGUUUGGUUAGUUUAACCUGCUGGUUUCUCUGGAGGCUCCCGGAACUUGUUCCUGCGGGAGGAAAUCAGUUCCUGGAAACUGGAAACGAGUUCGGAGAGCCUCCCACCGUCUUCGCUGUGGAAAUGAAUGGGUGCGGAACAAAAACAGCUGACAUAGCGGUCCAAAUGUUUAGAAUAUCCUUUAACAGGGAAGGAAAUGUUUCGUUUUUAACAAAAUGCUGCUGAGAAAAGGGAAUUUCGUUUUUAAAAAACGCACGAGAAAUGAAUAAUUUUUCUGUGGCGUAACAGUGGCCGAGUAUAAAGGAGCUCCUCAUGACUGUGUGCACACAUUCCAGCGUUUACAGUAAAUACUGCUCUGCAUCACUGUUGUCUAAACAGCGUCUCACUCGUUGGCACCUUGUGACUGUCUGUGAGGAAACUGUGGAAACCUGAAAGCCACUGAGCUGCUGUGGGAUUGCUUCAGUCCUGCAGAGGAAGUUUUGUCACAAUCUGCUUUUGUUUCAUUGACGUCAGAGGAUUAAAUUCACAAAGUAAAAA
This is a messenger RNA of Fundulus heteroclitus (mummichog), 3867 nucleotides long. RefSeq names its product gigaxonin (gene gan). The coding region runs from base 135 to 1955 and encodes 606 amino acids. Gene Ontology annotation, molecular function: ubiquitin-protein transferase activity; cullin family protein binding. Gene Ontology annotation, biological process: regulation of cytokinesis; protein ubiquitination; cytoskeleton organization. The record is from RefSeq and is a predicted model, not a curated record. Lineage: Eukaryota; Metazoa; Chordata; Actinopteri; Cyprinodontiformes; Fundulidae. The transcript is spliced from 13 exons. Gene Ontology annotation, cellular component: Cul3-RING ubiquitin ligase complex.